AUGUCAUCACUCCCCCAGAUCGAGUUCACCCCCGAGGUGCUCGCCCGCAUCGCCCCCGAUGUGUUUCUCCAGCGACACUUGGACCUUGGCUACCGCCCCAACCUCCGCAAGUUCGACGAAUUCGCCCCCUUGGCCGUCACCACCGGCGACCUCACCGACUUGGCCCAUCGCGUCGUCGGGUCGCUGCUGGUGAAGAGCGGCUCCACCACCGUCAUUACCACCAUCAGUGUCAGUUUAUGUGAGGUCGACGGUACGGAAACUGGCGAGUUUGCUCCGGUAUACCCCGUGGUGGAGGUGCUCCGCGGCCGGCUGGGGGCACCCACCGACGAGGAGAUGGUGCUUAGCCAAGCGCUCUACGAACACUUAUACCAUGCCCACGUGGUGCUGAGGUCUUCGUUAUUGGUGGAACACCUCGGUUUAGCGGUUAACGACGCCGCCGACCCGGAAAAACCCCCGCAAAUCUACUACCCCGACCUCAACCCCGAUGAGUACCAACUCCUCUCCCAACACCCCAAACGCUAUACCUACGUGUUGCACGCCUACGUCAAGGUGUUCUCCAAGCAAACGACGACGCUGUCGGUGUACGAUCUCUGCUACUUGCUGAUUUUGCGGGCCCUUCAACUGACUAAGCUUCCGCGAGUAUACGUGCUGGAAGCCGCCAGCGUCACUCGCGUAGUGCGUCAUAGAAUGACUACCAAGCGGGGCGUGGUGCUGAGUGCUGCUGGUGUUCUCAAUUUGGACACUAAUCAAGAGUUAUUGGUGCCAUUGCCCGUACAAGACGGAGGGGUGCUGGCGAACUUUGGUGUGGUUAUUCACAAAGAGGAACCGGUGCUUCUUUGUGAUUUGUGUGGCGAGGCGGAGGAGGCGCUGGUGACGUCGAGAAUCUCCGUCACUAGUAACCCCGAAGGCCGGUUGAAACGGGUAUCGAUCAUUGCUGGCGACUGCGCCAUUCCGUUGCCUAAGCUCAAACAAGCGAUUGAAUUGGCUACCACGAGGGCAAAGGUGGUAUCCCAAUUGUGA
Diutina rugosa is the source of this 1020-nucleotide messenger RNA. Its product is annotated as exosome non-catalytic core subunit. Lineage: Eukaryota; Fungi; Ascomycota; Pichiomycetes; Serinales; Debaryomycetaceae. Bases 1 to 1020 code for a protein of 339 amino acids. The record is from RefSeq and is a predicted model, not a curated record. Gene Ontology annotation, cellular component: cytoplasmic exosome (RNase complex); nuclear exosome (RNase complex). Gene Ontology annotation, biological process: TRAMP-dependent tRNA surveillance pathway; U4 snRNA 3'-end processing; nuclear mRNA surveillance. The transcript has a single exon.